This is a messenger RNA of Staurois parvus, 471 nucleotides long. The record is from the annotation of a GenBank genome assembly. Lineage: Eukaryota; Metazoa; Chordata; Amphibia; Anura; Ranidae.
UGUCCGCAGUCUCUGGUCAUCCCUGCACUGUCCGCAGUCUCUGGUCAUCCCUGUACUGUGUCCGCAGUCUCUGGUCAUCUCCUGUACUGUGUCCGCAGUCUCUGGUCAUCCCUGUACUGUGUCCGCAGUCUCUGGUCAUCUCCUGUACUGUGUCCACAGCUCUCUGGUCAUCUCCUGUACUGUGUCCGCAGUCUCUGGUCAUCUCCUGUACUGUGUCCGCAGUCUCUGGUCAUCUCCUGUACUGUGUCCGCAGUCUCUGGUCAUCUCCUGUACUGUGUCCGCAGUCUCUGGUCAUCUCCUGUACUGUGUCUGCAGUCUCUGGUCAUCCCCUGUACUGUGUCUGCAGUCUCUGGUCAUCCCCUGUACUAUGUCCGCAGUCUCUGGUCAUCCCCUGUACUGUGUCUGCAGUCUCUGGUCAUCCCCUGUACUAUGUCCGCAGUCUCUGGUCAUCUCCUGUACUGUGUCCGCAGU